ACUAUCUAUUCCUCAUUUCCUCCAUAAACCAACAAACAUUCAAGCUCCAACUUUAUCCUCCGUUAACACAACAAUGGCUUCUCCUCUGCAAACACUGAUUGCCACAAUGGCUAUGCUAAGCCUGGUUAUUGGAUGUGCAGAGAAAGUAAGUGGAAUGCGUUACAUUCCCAACUUCUUCACUACCGGUGAGACAAAACACUCAGAGUUUCUUGUGAGCAUUGCACCCCAACCAUCUGGUCUCAUCCCUAGAUUAGGAAGAUUCUUGCUGCCACCCCAGCCUAAAAGGCCAUUCCAUCCUUACAACGAUCCAAUUGCUGCUGCUCCAGCCUCUUCUUGUGGAAUCCCUAGUAGUUUUGCCCCACACCCUGGAUAUGGAGCUUCCGGUCCAAGCUCUAGAGAAGAUGAAGUUCCACCAGUGCCACAACCACUUGAACUCGUCAACAAAUAAGCAUUUGCUAGACGCACAAGGGUCGACAAUCUUGGUAUCGUCAGAUUCCUUCUUCUGGUUUACACAACAAGUCUACUAGCCAUUUCAUCACUCAUAUCGCUGUUAUCUCUCUCUCUCAAUAAAGAUAUAUAUUAUAAAAAU
Brassica oleracea var. oleracea is the source of this 589-nucleotide messenger RNA. RefSeq names its product putative cell wall protein. The coding region runs from base 74 to 448 and encodes 124 amino acids. The transcript has a single exon. The record is from RefSeq and is a predicted model, not a curated record. Lineage: Eukaryota; Viridiplantae; Streptophyta; Magnoliopsida; Brassicales; Brassicaceae.